UUUGCUUUCCCCUCUCAAAGAGCCGCUAUUCUUUGAUGAUUGGGCAGCGGCAAACUUCAAAGUAAUAAAUCUUAUUUCUGACUGGCUGGCGGCCCACCAAAGUCCUUAUCAAAUUCUAAGAAGUGAUCCCUCACUCUUCAGAUAGACCGAGGAUAUCUGGGAGAGAGGACGCACUGUGAAAGAGUGGAGGAACCUCGCUCGCUCGAACGCGACACAUUUUCACCGCGAAUGCACAUAUUUGUCUGAAUUAAAGCGCUUUUUUUAUUUUUAUUUGUUUUGCGUGUUUUUUUCCCCCCGUCGAGCAGGGAGGAGGACGUCUUACCAUGGCAUCAGUGGCUGUACUGCGGAAUGAGACACUCCAGGCUUUUCUCCAGGAUCGCACUCCAAACUCCUCUCCAGAGAACUGUAAGCACUCCCCGCUGGCUCUCCUGGCUGCCACUUGUAACCGGAUCGGGCACCACCACGGAUCCAACCCGACAGACUUCCUCCAGGUGCCCUACGACCCGACUCUGGGCUCCCCUUCUCGGUUGUUUCACCCGUGGACUAACGAGGGGACCCCUCAGAGCAGCCUGGCGAGCAACUCCACUUUCGGACUAUCCUCCAAGCCCCAGCUCUCCGCGCACAUCCAGAGCUCCUUCAGCUCGCACCACGAACUGCCCCUCACCCCUCCGGCGGACCCCUCGUACCCCUAUGACUUCUCCCCCGUGAAGAUGUUACCUUGCUCCAUGCAGUCCCUGCAGUCCACCUGCCCUCCCACCUAUGUCCCCGCCGUCAGUUACGCGGCUCCGACUCCCAUCCCGCCCGCGAUGCCAAGUUUUGUCACGGGACCCUCCGGCCUUGUGCACCAGCAGCAGAGACAGUUGUCCCCGAACCCCGGGGAGGAUAUUCCGUGGUGGAGCCUCCAGCAGGGGAACCACGUCAGCCACACGUCCUCCCUCGGUCACCACCGCUUCCAGCUGCAGAGGGGCUUGGUUCUGGGGCACACGGACUUCGCGCAGUACCAGACGCAGAUCGCGGCUCUGCUGCACACCAAGUCCCCCCUCGCGACCGCGCGGCGGUGCAGGCGGUGCCGGUGUCCGAACUGCCAGUCCUCCACGUCCAGCGACGAGCCCGGCAAGAAGAAGCAGCACAUAUGUCACAUACCGGGCUGCGGGAAAGUUUACGGGAAAACUUCUCACCUCAAGGCGCACCUGAGGUGGCACUCUGGGGAGCGGCCAUUUGUGUGCAACUGGCUGUUCUGUGGCAAGAGUUUCACCAGGUCGGACGAGCUGCAGAGACACCUGAGGACUCACACGGGCGAGAAGCGCUUUGUUUGCCCGGACUGCUGCAAGAGGUUCAUGAGGAGUGACCACUUGGCGAAACAUGUCAAAACUCACCAGAACAAAAAGAGCAAGUGCCACGACAAGACGCUCGGCCACGUCAAAAGGGAGGACACGAGGAAUAUGUUGUAACACACCUUGUUAGUCUGUCGUUUUAAAGAGUAGACAUCACUAGUGCAAUACAGUCAGUCCUACAUUAGUUCAAGUACACAGUGAGCUGCGUUUUUUUUUUUUUUUUUUUUUUUUAAAUUCCCUUCAAUUUGUCGGUUCUCACACCCUGACACUAGUUUCUAACAUUGCUGGUUCUGUGUAGCACAUAUUUUGUACAUAUAGAAAGUUUCGUAAGUUAAUUUGGGACCAUGGAGAAGUUUUAGCUCAUGAGUUUGAAUUCACUGUCUAUAUCAUAUCAGCAAGACAAGUUUUCAACUUGUGUUUUGAUCAUUGUCUUCGGUGGAAGAUUUCACUCCCCUGUAAAUUAUAUUUAAUAGCUUUUGUUGAAUGAAAGUGUCCGUUUUUUGCUCCUUAUGGGGUGUUUCUAAAGCAUGCUCUUCUUGAAAAGAUCUGCUAUUGUUGAUAUGACCCAAAUACUGUGUGAGAAUAAAGAUUAUAACAUUUUU
Molecule: messenger RNA, 1936 nt
Organism: Acanthopagrus latus (yellowfin seabream)
Lineage: Eukaryota; Metazoa; Chordata; Actinopteri; Spariformes; Sparidae
Gene: sp5a
Product: Sp5 transcription factor a
Exons: 2
Coding region: 324-1451 (375 amino acids)
Biological process (GO): regulation of transcription by RNA polymerase II
Molecular function (GO): DNA-binding transcription factor activity, RNA polymerase II-specific; RNA polymerase II cis-regulatory region sequence-specific DNA binding
Source: RefSeq, a predicted model, not a curated record